This is a messenger RNA of Megalops cyprinoides (Indo-Pacific tarpon), 1103 nucleotides long. Its product is annotated as GTPase IMAP family member 4-like. Lineage: Eukaryota; Metazoa; Chordata; Actinopteri; Elopiformes; Megalopidae. Bases 1 to 897 code for a protein of 298 amino acids. The transcript is spliced from 2 exons. The record is from RefSeq and is a predicted model, not a curated record. Gene Ontology annotation, molecular function: GTP binding.
AUGGCAAUUUAUGGAUCUACAUCUGAUGAGCUGAGGAUUGUGCUGGUGGGUAAGACUGGAGCAGGAAAGAGUGCAACAGGAAACACCAUCCUGGGGAGAGAGGCAUUUAAAGUAGAAUUCUCCCCAAAGUCAGUAACAAAGACCUGUAGGAAACUGGUUGCAAGGCGUGGAGGCAGGAGCAUUGCUGUGAUUGACACCCCAGGAGUAUUUGACACCUCAAUGACUGAAGAGGAGGUGAGAAAUGAAAUCGAGGAAUGUGUCCGCUUAUCUGUCCCAGGACCACAUGUGUUUCUGCUGGUCAUCAGGCUGGGGAGAUUCACACAGGAGGAAAGGGCCGCAGUGGAGUGGAUCAAGAGGAAUUUCGGACAGGAGGCAGCGAAGUACACAAUGCUGCUGUUUACAGCCGGAGAUGAGCUAGACAAACCAGUGGAGAGAUUUUUUUUGGAAAACAGUGAGCUUUGUAGUCUCAUACAUGAAUUUAACUACCAUGUCUUCAACAAUAAAGAUAAGAGAAACUACACUCAAGUUACAGAGUUGCUGGACAAGAUAGAGGCAGUUUUAGCGAGCAGUGGGGGACAGUGUUACACCAAUGAGAUGUACCAGGAAGCUCAGAAAAGGAUUGAAGAAGAGCAAGAGAGAAGAAUUCAGGAACAAGAGGCCAGAAGACUGAUAAUAGAAGAUCAGGCACAGGCAAAAAAACAAAUGAAAAUAGCCAUAGGAAUAAUAGUAGGACUAAUAAUAUUGGCAAUAGUAUUUGGUGUAACAGCAGCAAAGGUAACAGCAGCAGCUUUGGCAGGAACAGUAAUUGCAGCAGUACUGGGUGUAGCGGUGUUGGCAGCAGUAUGUUGGGCAAUAUGUUUAGGAGUUAAACUCUGUAAGUCCAGAGCGGCACAGUAGUCAAGUGGUUCAAACCUGGCUCAGCCAUUUGCAAGUAAUGACCAUCAUAGGGCACCCAGCCUCCAAUGAACGGCCACUCCACUGUUGUGAACUGUAGUGUGAACUGUGACUUGCAGUGCAAAAAACAGCCAGUGAUUGUGCUCAAGUGCAUUUUUUCUAUUUUCAAGCAAGAUUCUUACAGUUGUAUGAAUGCAUAAUAUGUACAC